Messenger RNA from Alternaria atra, 972 nucleotides. RefSeq lists its product as uncharacterized. Lineage: Eukaryota; Fungi; Ascomycota; Dothideomycetes; Pleosporales; Pleosporaceae. The record is from RefSeq and is a predicted model, not a curated record. The transcript has a single exon. Gene Ontology annotation, biological process: pantothenate biosynthetic process. Gene Ontology annotation, cellular component: cytoplasm. Bases 1 to 972 code for a protein of 323 amino acids. Gene Ontology annotation, molecular function: 2-dehydropantoate 2-reductase activity.
AUGUCUUCUACAACACAACCAAGGAUUCUUCUUUUCGGUGCUGGCAGCGUGGGAACAGUGUAUCUGUACCUGCUCAGCAAAUUAGCCUCAACUACUGCGGUCUGCCGCUCGAACUACGAGAUCGUAAGGAAAGACGGCUUCAUCAUAAAUUCUUCGAUUUUUGGUCAGAAUCUACACUUCAAACCCAAUGUAGUUCGGGACUGUGGAGAAGCGGUGUCUCAAUUUUCAGACCCAUUUGACUACAUCAUCGUCUGUAGCAAGGCUAUCCCGGACACGGUACCGAAGCUCAUCGCGCCUGCUGUAACACCUGGACAUACGGCUAUUGUGCUUAUUCAGAAUGGCGUCGGUAUUGAAGAAGAAUAUUCAAAGGCAUAUCCAAACAAUCCGAUCAUUAGCGCUGUCGUUUAUAUGCCCGCUACCCAACGGCCAGCCGGCGUCAUCAAACACGGCGAAGUCGAACAACUCCAAGUCGGAGCUUAUCCCUCAUCCGCAACAAGUGAACAUGCUAAAGCUUUUACGGAACUCAUCACUGCAGCCGGCGGUACAGCAGAAUUCUAUGACGAUGUUCAGCACAAGCGAUGGUUCAAGCUACUUAUCAACGCAUCAUGGAACCCUAUGUGUGCGCUUGCCUUGAGUAAAGAUACGGAUAUGCUUACUGCGUCGGAUGAAGCGAACAGUGUUGUUCUAGCCGUGAUGGUGGAGAUUCGCGAUAUCGCAGCUGCCCACGGAUACGAAAUUACGAUGGAGGAUGUGGACCUCCAGCUUGGACGGGCGCAAGCCAGGAUUCCGAAGAAUGCUGGUAUCGAACCUAGUAUGCUCCAAGAUGUUCAGUCGAAUCGGAGAAUUGAGGUAGAGGCCAUUGUAGGCAACCUGGUCCGAAUGGGUAAAGAGAAGGGUGUGGCAUGUGUACGGCUGGAGAUGCUCUACAUUCUCACAAAGGCCUUGGAUCUUCAGAUCGGACGAAGAACAUGA